AUGUCAAGGCGUCUCCCCCACAACAUCUUAAUAAUUGGGUGGUGCUCAGUGCACCGAGUGCGGACAGAUCGAAAUGCUCGGACUUUGAGUAUAAAUCACUCUCCAUCCAAGCGGCAUGCUCGCGGAAGCGACGUUGAUACUGUUAAAUGGGCGCGGGAACAUGGGGAAAUCUACCAGAUUUGGCAGGGCACUGAGAGAUGGGUGGUCCUGAGCUCCCCAGAAGCCGUUAAAGAAGUCUUUGAUAAAGCUACCCUUCGGGUGACCAUGGAUGUUCUCUCCGGUGGCUAUCGGAUGCUUUUCAUGCCAUAUGGUAAGCACUGGCGUGCUGUUCGAAGCGUGGUACAUCAAUGCCUGACGACCAAAAACGCCGACAAGAUGAAAGCCCAACAAAACCUGGAAUCUCAUCGAUACCUGUACGACAUCUUGACCGAUCCCGACAACUUCUUGGACCACGUGAAGCGCUAUACAUCAAGUGUGAUAAUAUACUCUACGUAUGGCCGCCGCGUUACUAGCCUCCAAGACCCCAUUCUCCAAGCGAUAUACACAGAGACUUCGAUUUUCGUAGAAGCCUUUGGAACACGGUUUAUGGUCGAUAAGUACCCUAUUCUGGAGAAGUUACCGCGGAAAUUGCAGUGGUGGCGGGCUAAAUACGAGUCUGUCCAUCAAAAAGAAGUUUAG
This is a messenger RNA of Rhinocladiella mackenziei CBS 650.93, 678 nucleotides long. RefSeq lists its product as uncharacterized. Gene Ontology annotation, molecular function: monooxygenase activity; oxidoreductase activity, acting on paired donors, with incorporation or reduction of molecular oxygen; iron ion binding. The transcript is spliced from 3 exons. Bases 1 to 678 code for a protein of 225 amino acids. The record is from RefSeq and is a predicted model, not a curated record. Lineage: Eukaryota; Fungi; Ascomycota; Eurotiomycetes; Chaetothyriales; Herpotrichiellaceae.